GUGUCGGUUCCGGGCUCUCGCAGCCGACAGCCGCUCGGCUAGCAGGCAGGCAGCAGCCAUGGGGCGGCUGCGAGGAGCGGCUUGGAGCGCUGCGACGCUGCUGUUGCUGCUGCCGCUGCUGUGCGACCCCAGGGCGGCCGCCUGGAGGCCCGGAGCCCCUUUCCAUUGCAACGUGAGCCUGGACGUCGCGCCGGAGCAGCGCUGGGUGCAGGUGAUGCGCCACUUCGACCCGGCGUUCCUGCGCUCAGCCCUCGCGCAAGUCAUUGAUGCAGCUGUCCCCAAGUGGGUCCACGCUGUUAUUCGGCCUAUUGCUGAAGAAAUCGAAUUGUACAUCCCUCAACCGUUUGCUGGAGAGAUACGGGGACUGUGCCAAGCACUCGGAGUUAAUGUCGGGGAUGGGGUGCUACUCAAUAUGGCUUAUGAAUCCACUGCAUAUUGCACCAGCAUCGUUGCCCAAGAUAAUAAUGGAAACAUAUACCAUGGUCGAAAUCUGGAUUACCCUUUUGGAGAUGUUCUGCGCAAGGUUACCAUUGAUGUAGACUUCUUAAAGAAUGGGAAGGUAUUGUACCAGGGUACUACAUUUUUCGGUUACAUAGGUUUAUGGACAGGACAAAGUCCAUACAAGUUUACAAUCUCUGGGGAUGAGCGAGAUAAUGGGAAAUGGUGGGAGAACGCCAUAGCGGCUUUCUUAAAUCGAGACACACCUGUCAGCUGGCUUGUUAGGACGGUUCUGGCUGAAGCUGAAAGUUUCCAGGUUGCCGCCCGUAUGCUGGCCGAGAUACCCAUAAUCGCCGAUGUCUAUUACAUCAUUGGAGGCGCAAGGCCCAAGGAAGGCAUGGUCAUCACAAGGAGCAGAAGAAGAGCGGUUGAUAUUUGGCCCUUGGACCCUGCAUCUGGAGGGUGGUACCGAGUAGAAACAAACUACGAUCACUGGAAAUCCCCUCCACCUUUUGAUGAUCGAAGAACUCCAGCCAUCAGAGCAAUGAAUGCUACCGGACAAAAAAAUAUUAAUCUUGAGUCCCUUUACAAUAUACUGUCAAUGUAUCCUGUCUUGAACAACCGCACAAUUUACACCACUGUAAUGAGUGCUGGAGCGCCAGACAAGUACAUGACACAAAUCAGGUUCCUGGCGUGAAAAUGU
Molecule: messenger RNA, 1141 nt
Organism: Eublepharis macularius
Lineage: Eukaryota; Metazoa; Chordata; Lepidosauria; Squamata; Eublepharidae
Gene: NAAA
Product: N-acylethanolamine acid amidase
Exons: 10
Coding region: 59-1135 (358 amino acids)
Biological process (GO): fatty acid metabolic process
Cellular component (GO): lysosome
Molecular function (GO): fatty acid amide hydrolase activity
Source: RefSeq, a predicted model, not a curated record